Protopterus annectens (West African lungfish) is the source of this 2116-nucleotide messenger RNA. RefSeq names its product ring finger protein 146 (gene RNF146). Gene Ontology annotation, cellular component: cytoplasm; nucleus. The coding region runs from base 389 to 1429 and encodes 346 amino acids. The record is from RefSeq and is a predicted model, not a curated record. Gene Ontology annotation, molecular function: zinc ion binding; poly-ADP-D-ribose binding; ubiquitin protein ligase activity. NCBI's taxonomy places the organism in Eukaryota, Metazoa, Chordata, Ceratodontiformes, Protopteridae. Gene Ontology annotation, biological process: Wnt signaling pathway; ubiquitin-dependent protein catabolic process. The transcript is spliced from 3 exons.
UUAAAAAAUGUUACACUAAGACUCCUGAUUACACCCUUACAAACAUCAGCCACACAAACCGCCUGACAAGUAACCUAUGAUCCCAUGACAGGCCUAAUCACCCCACUGACUUUCUCAACAUCAACAUCAACCUUAGCGACCUGACGUAAUACAACCUUUUAACUCUUUGAGGACGCGUCAUUUCCGGAGGAAACGUUAGUUACAAGAACUGGUUUGGGAGGUAUCUAGAAAGUGUCCUUCUGCCAGAUGGCCCACCAACGCAAUCCAUUAUACACAGUGGAUGAGGAAUAGGUGAUACUACAAAGCCUAUUGCAGCAGUACACUAUGCUGUUCUCCAGAAGCAGCCAGCAGGACCGGACUGCAUUGUGGCAGGAAUUUGUUCGUCAGAAUGGUUGGCUGUGGCAAAAUUUGUCAUACAAGAAAAAUGCUUCCCGCCAACAGGAAGACAAAUGAGCCUCCUUCUUGUGCACCACCUUCACUACCAGUUCCUGAGUGUGCUAUCUGCUUACAAACAUGUGUUCAUCCAGUCAGUUUACCUUGUAGACAUAUCUUUUGCUACUUAUGUGUCAAAGGAGCUUCUUGGCAGAGUAAACGAUGUGCACUUUGUCGUCAAGAAAUUCCCGAAGACUUUCUUGACAAACCAACAUUACUGUCACCUGAAGAACUAAAAGCAGCAAGUAGAGGCAAUGGCGAAUAUGUGUGGUAUUAUGAAGGAAGAAAUGGCUGGUGGCAGUAUGAUGAACGCACUAGCAGAGAGCUAGAAGAUGCAUUUUCAAAAGGGAAAAAGAACACAGAAAUGCUGAUAGCUGGAUUUUUAUAUGUAGCAGACUUGGAAAACAUGGUUCAGUAUAGACGAAAUGAACAUGGACGCCGCAGGAAAAUAAAACGGGACAUUAUAGAUAUCCCCAAGAAGGGUGUAGCUGGUCUCCGACUCGAUUGUGACUCUUCUGUUCCAGCAUCUACCAGGGAGCACUCUGCUGAUGGAGCAGACAGUUCAGCAGACCAAGGAGCUACAUCUGUGCAAAGUCAAAUAGCCACUUCUGUUAGACCACCAACAUCACUUGGAGGCCAGCCAUCCACUCCUGUAACUCCAAGUCCAGAUGAGAGUAGUUCCUUAGAGGGUUCUUUAUCCCAGUUGCAGAUAAAUGGUGAUGGCGCAUCUGAAGCAAACCGUGUGGGAGAGGGAGAAGAAGAUGAAUUGACAUCAUCUGGAAGGGAGCCUAAUUUAAAUGAUGCAGAAGAUGAAACGGAGUCUGAUACUAGCAGUAACAGUGAAGAUGAGAGUGACCAUUUUCCAAGUACAUCUGUAAGUCAAAGGAACAGAAAUCUCCAUCGGGCAGUGACUGGUAGACCAGCUGCAGGAGCAGAUGCACCUGGCAGCAGUGUAAAUUCAAGACUGCCUGAUGGAUGUACUGCAACAGAGGUCUGAGUUCUGUUUAUUUUUAUAAAGAUACUCUUGACUAUAAAGGUGGUGUUUAAACCAGCAUUGCACUGUGAACUGAAACUCUAAAUGUCUGGGCCUUUUCCUGAACCUGCUUAUAAAUUGACCAUCUAGUUGUUUAACUAGAGCUUCUAAAAUAUUCUGUUGAUGAGCAACUUGGCCUUUUUUUUCUUGCCAGGCAGGCAUUCAGGAUUCUGAUGAAAAUGAUCUUAAUUAUUUAACAGGCAUUUCUGACAUCCUGAUUUGUGCUAUUUUAGACUGGCAUGUUUCUGGGAUGUUGUCUUCAUAUUUAACUGUAUCCAUUGUGCUUCUUACAGUACCAUUUAACUGUGUACUUGUUGUUUGAUGGAACACUAACAUAAAAAGACAUGUCCAAUUAAGAUACUAAACCUUUCUCGAAUAUUAAGUGAAUUAGGUAUUUAAAAGAAACUAAGAUGUAUUUCGACAAGUGGUGGGAAAAGAAAAGAGUGUACCACGUAUCCCAUUACAGCAUACAGUAUGAUUGGGUGGGGGGUAUAGAAAGGUAUAUGUUGUAUUUUGUAACCCACGUAGUUUUUUCACAAUUUGAGACUUGCGUAGGUUUCGCCUAGACCCUGUAAAUCUAAAUUGAAGUUUCUUAGUCUUGUUUUAAUGUUUUAUUUCCAGGUUUGUAAUUUAAAUAAAUGUUUCAUUUUA